AUCAACCUCACUAUCUUCCUAACCUUGAGGUUGCUGCCACUGCCACAGACCUGUCCCGUGCUCGGGCCCAUCUGACUGGGCUGCCUAACACGGUUCUUGGCGUGCCUCUUCCGCUCCGCCUUUCAUAUAGUCCUCACAGUCCAUGGCUGCGUGCUGACCUCUCUACCUUUCAUCUCCUCUUCCUUUCCUUCAUCCACCGCUUUCAUCAUGCGCUUCACCUCCCUCUCCGCCGUCAUUGGGCUCCUCUCCAUCACUUCUGCGAGCCCAAUCCUCGACACUCGCGCGACUCCUACCAACAGCACGGCACCGUGUGCUGCUGUGUCCUCUGCCUACUUUGCCCAGACCAACCCUGUCCCCACGGUCCCGGCGCAGAUAGCCUACGAUUGCAUCAAGAGCGUACCUCUCAAUGUCACCUCCGCCAAGAAGCUCUUAGGAGACAUUCGGCCGUAUAUCAACUGGCAGAGCACCCUAGCCUUCCUUAAGAACCCGCCUGCCGAGUACAAACAAAAGGUCCAGGACGCAGUCGACAUCAUCGCCGGAUUAGAUGACAUCGAAGCCAAGGUCAACAGUGGAGCCUUCACAGGCGAGUACGACUUUGGCUUUGCACUGUACCAGCUGGUCCAAUCAGCCCACGAUGGCCACUUUUCGCUUGUCCCAGACUCUGUCGGUGCUAUCUUCAACUUCGGCCGCACCGUCCCCUUGGUCUCCGUCUCUGAAGAUGGCUUGAAGGUGCCCGCAGUGUUCGCCUACGCCGACGUGCUGGGCCAGCACUUCAAGAACAUCUCGUACACUCCCUCUGCCAUUGUCAAGAUUGACGGUAAAGACGCAGCCACUUUUCUUGAGGACUGGAGCCAAUGGGGAUCUCUCCAGGACCGUGACGCGCUGUACAACAACGUCUUCUACGAACUCGCCCAGGUCUCUCUUGGUACUUCUGGCAGUGGUACUGGAACUUUCACAGGGGGAGGUCGUGGUCGUUGGGCAUGGCCUGGUGCAACCACUACCUUCACCUUCGCGAACGGGACUUCGAGAACUAUUGACAAUUACGCCCGUGUUUUGGUUAGCAUGAGAGGCAUUGAUUCAGGGGAGAAGUUGCAGAACACCUACUUCUAUUACGCCAAUGCCGGCCAAGCUGCGGGAGGCAACAUCCAAGCCGUUCCUGGGGUUGAAGCCGCCAGUAGUGCUGCCGUGGCGACCGCAGCAGCAGCAGCAACACCAACGCCUGAGUCACCUCCAGGGUACCCCCCAAUCGUUGUCCAGGGUCCAUUGAACCUCAUAAACGGCUACUAUGUCGACUCGCCAGACUACGAAGACGUGGCUGUUCUCUCUGUCCCUAACUUUGUCGGAAACGAGGCCGCUGAAAUCCCCUUCCAAGAGACAACGCAGAACUUUGUCGCCAAAGCCCUCAAAGACGGCAAGAAGAAGCUGAUCGUCGACGUUUCGGCCAACGGCGGUGGUACCAUCCUGCAAGGCUACGAUCUGUUCAAACAGUUGUUUCCCUCAAUUCUGCCCUACGGUGCCACCCGGUUCCGUGCCCAUGAAGCCGCUGACCUUGUCGGCCAGUCCUUCAGCGCGUUGGCCUCCAAAUACCCCAGAACAUUGCACACAAUCAACAGCACGGUCCUCGAUGUCCAGUCCUCCUACUUCGACUACCACACCGACGCCGACGUCAAUUACGAGCCCUUCACCUCGUGGCCAGAAAAGUACUCCCCUCGCGUCUACAACGGCGACAACUACACCGGCAUCGCGCGUUGGAACCUCUCCGACGUCCUGAUCACCUACAACUCGGGCGGCAUCAACAUCACCGGCUACGGCCCGCGCUCAAACUUCACCCAGCAGCCCUUCGACGCCGCCGACAUCGUCAUUGUCUACGACGGCUACUGCGCGUCCACGUGCACCAUCUUCUCCGAGCUCAUGCGCCAACAAGCCGGCGUCAAGGCCAUCGCCAUGGGCGGCCGCGCCAACGCCGCCGCCAUCCAGGCCGUCGGCGGCGUCAAGGGCACCAACAACUACCAGUGGGGCUACAUCCAGUCGCUCGCGCAGGAGGCGGUUAUGCUCGCGGCCCCAGAGGAGGCGGAGCGGUACAACACGAGCGUGCUGAAGGACUACUACUCCGACACCCCGUUCUCGCGCGCGGCGGUGGCCCCGGGCGUCAACGUCCGCGACGGCCUGCGCGAGGGCGAUGAUAGCGGAACGCCGCUGCAGUUCCGCUACGAGGAGGCCGACUGCCGGCUCUACUACACGUCUGAAAUGACGGUUGAUGUGACGGAAAUCUGGAAGGGCGUCGCGGACGCGCAGUGGGGCGGCAAGGGGAAGUGUGUGCCCUACGGCCCACAGGGAUAUCGCGAAAAGCGCGACGUUACGCGGACGCUGGGUGGCAGUGGGCUGAGGAAGCGGGGGGUGGCCGACGCGAAGGUGUUCGAGGCGUUGGAGAAGACUUUCAGCAUUGAGACUGAGAAUAAGCUCAGCGGGGACGGCUUUAUGCUGCCGUAGGCGGUCAAUGAGAGGCGGAAAAGGGGGUUACGACUGGUAUGGUAAUGCAUGCAUUAGCUGGCUGGCUUCUUAGAGCGGUAGCUGGAUUGGGAGCUAAUUGCGGUUAGGCUAGUUUAUAAUGACUAUAUGAGGCUCUGAAGCUUUGUUGAUUGCAUAUCUUGAGCCGCUGUUUGAGGUCCGUUGAUGGGUUCUGGGAUAUUGUGAAGGAUGUCAUGUUUGAGU
Molecule: messenger RNA, 2712 nt
Organism: Mytilinidion resinicola
Lineage: Eukaryota; Fungi; Ascomycota; Dothideomycetes; Mytilinidiales; Mytilinidiaceae
Exons: 1
Coding region: 208-2490 (760 amino acids)
Source: RefSeq, a predicted model, not a curated record